CGCGUGACAGACAUUUCGCGUCAUUGGACAAAGCAAGCGCAACAGCAGCAGCCUAGACAGCAUGACAGUAUCCUCUAGUCCAGCUCAGAGUGACCUUUCAUAAGGCAAGGACACACAGACAGGCUCCAAUUUCUCUGUUCGCUUGACUAACCUCACGAGUCACCAAGGUCACUCGCUUGACUAGUAGAGGCAUGAGGAGCCCGCCUUAUCCGCGUCAAUAUCCUGAAUAACGAGUUGGGGCAGAAGUCUAGCCUUGUGUCUCUUUUGAGAGAAGAUCUGGCUGUCCAGACUCUAAGAUCAGUGUGCUAGCACAAUUGGAUCAAAAUUCCAAAGCAUUCGUGGAUCACGCAGUUCUAACCGCGCAACUAGGAAAAGCGACUAAGUCAUACUCUUUGCCUCCACCACAGAUCAGUGUAAUACAACGGGAGUUAUCGUUUCGUCUCGUUUUCUUUCCUUUCCUUUCACUGCAAUGUUACUACUACCCGUUCCAUUUCCCCCGCCUGUCUGACGGACCUUUAAUCUAAGUACUAUUUCGGACAGAAGUUCCGAAAAAUCGACGUUUCUCCUCCGCGCAUCUCCUCGACCUACCUAAGAAUCUGCCCACUUCUAUCGGUUUCCUACGAGUCGUCAGGGGAAGUCCUCCCGGAGGCACCUGUUACCCCCCUCCUCCACUUCCGCCAUGACCGUCCAGCCGACGUUCAGCGAGACCGCUGCGUGUUUUCUCUGCUCCGCCGUCUCCUCCACGCUAUCCUCCUCCCGCAUCGCCCGCGCGCAGUGCGUCGUCGUCUGCCUCAUCGCGCUCUGCUCCCUCACCUCCUUCGUCGACUUGCGACGCGGUGCUCGCGGCUGCGACGGAACGGCGGCGACGCGCGCGACGAAUAGCAUCCAGCGACUCCUGCUUCGGCCUGGCGAGGUGUCCGACGCUGGCGAUGAUUCUGCGUCGUCGGAUCGUUUGAGAUCGCAAGCAGCUCCUUCCGCGCGCCCUUCUUCCGCGCGCGCGUCUAAGUGCCCACGCGUGACCAUCUUCUCAGCGCCCACGGCCUACAACGUCUCCUCCUACUCGCAUCGCCGCGCGCUCAUGUCGUGGCUGCGGCUCGACCCCACCCCGCGAGUCGUGCUCCUCGGCGCGCACCCGUCGCUGGCGUCUGUGGCGGCGGAAUUCCCGAACCACGUCAGCGUGGAUGCUGACGUGGACACUAACCUCGAGGGCACGCCGCUGCUGAACUCCGUCCUCGCGCGCAUCCAGGCCUUCGGCACGGUGGCGUCCGCCGCCGAUUCCCCCUCAUCCGGCUCCGCCUCGGGCUCCGCCUCCUCCUCCGCUUCCGCCUCUGCCUCCGCCGCCGCGUCGCCCCACUGUGACAUCGUCAUGCUAGUGGACCCCGACGUGCUCCUCUUUAACGACGUCUUAUUCGCGGCGCGUCGACUCGCGUCGCGAUUCUCCUCGUUCGUCAUGCUCUCGGCCCCCUGGGACGUCCACACCUUCCGCUUCUCGCUCGACGGGCUUCCCCCGCACAUCCACCCUUCCGUUUCGUCCACCGAGAAACCCGGCACCCUCUCCUACCGCUCCUCGGCCGCUUCCCGCGGCGGUUUCCCCUCUCACCCCGCUACGGCCCCCGCGGUCAACGGGGUCAACGAGGAGGAGAUUCGCGAUUACGUCCGGCAGAGGGGGCGGCUGAACGUGAUAGCAGGUGCGACCGUCCUCAUGUGGAACCGCCCCGCGGCGCCGCUGCUCCAUCCCAGCAUCGCCAUCCCGCCCUUCUUCCUCGGCCGCGGAAACUACCUCCGCUGGCUCGUCGCGCGCGCCGCCGGCUCUCUCCCCGCCUCGGCCAGUAGCAGUAACGGCAGCGGUAACGCUAACGGUAACGUCACGGCGCAAGUUGCACGCGCUGCGUCGGAGCUGGAGGCGGCUGACGAGGCUGGCGUGCCGGCAGCGGUUCGGGACGAUCCGGAAUCGCGAUACGCAGUGGACGCGACAGAUGCGGUGACGGCGGUGCGCGUGUUCUCCGCCCUAGACGCGCAGAGGGAGGCGCAACUCGCCGUCGAGAAGCGGCGCGACGAAACCGUCGCCGCCGUGCUUUGCGGCGGAAUAGUCGGCGGGAGGGGGGGGUCUGGAGGGUUGGGAGCUCUGUCGCGCCUCGCGCGCUCGUUUCUGUCGCGGCAGGCUCCGCAGAGGCGGAGGCUCCUGAGCGGGGCGGAGGCGGGAAGGGACGGGGCGGAGUCUCCGCGCGCGGGGAGAACGCACAACAGCAUCAGCAGAGGCGGAGGGUCUUUUGCCGGGGAGUCGUCGUCGCUCGGGCAGUCGCUGUGGCAGCCGUUGCCCGGGAGGAACGCGAAGCGGUGGGAGGUGUACGCGAAUGCGCACAUGGCGCAGGUGCAGUGGCGCGCGGGAGGUUUCAGCAGCGAAGGCGGUUCUAUUAGCCACGCGCCCUGGCGGCUUGCUCCCUGCUUCGAGCCCGGAGGCGAAUCCAUGUGUCUCAUGCGACGUCGCCGGCCGGGUAACUGCUCGUGCGAACACACGCCGUUCGUGGGCAGGUCUACCGGCGACACUCGACCGCACGAUGCGAAUUGGCUGUCGUGCGGCCACACAGGGGCUGAGAACGAUCUAGACGCAGAUCUGCUCCGUGACUUGCGGUCCGCACCCGACGGCGCGGAUUCCACUCUAUCCUCGCUAGAAGCUGAUUUCGGUCUAGGCUUAGAAGACAUGGGCGGGGUUGGUGAGACGAGAUUGCGGAACGGCCUUAUCCUGCCAACUACUGCUGGCGUCGACGCUACGCUUAUUGCUAAGAACGCCACAAAGGCAUCCACGGCAGGGAAGAGGUCGCCUUUGUUAGAAAAAGAGCAGCCUAAAACGCGUACAGCUGCUAGCGUGGGGUUCUGGAAGGGAACCGAGGGCCUGCCGUACACUUUGGAGCAGCUUCUGCCAAUCGUCGCGAGCGAGCAGCAAGCGGUCAUCUUAUUGGCGUCCUCGUUUGAAGACAGAGAGGCUGCUAUGAACAGUAUCUGCAGAUUGCGCAACCUUGGGAUGAGCAACUACAUGCUGGCCGCUUUGGAUGCACGCAUGUACGCAUACGCUUUCCUGCAAGGCAUUCCUGUAUUCAUGCACAAGACACCAAUAGCUAAUCAGUCCGUGACUGCUGCUGCUGCAGCUGCUGCCACUCCUACAAGCGCUGUUCCAUUUCCUGCUUCUGCCACCCAAGCCUCAAACAACACUGACUCAGACGACACGUCAUCUGCCUCCCGAUUGGCUUCAGUUGCCCCAGUCCUGAUGAUGCGGAUUCUCCGCCUCGGCUACUCCGUCCUAUGGGCCGACGUGCACACUGUCUGGUUCUCCAACCCCCUCCCUCACCUCCUCUCUCUAGACUCCAACACGCUAGCCGUGCAAAGCAUGGAACCAGACAUGCAUCGAGCGCCCAAUGCUGCGAGGACAAUCGGUGCUGGGCUCAUGUUUGCCCGACCGUCGCACCUCUCGCUUAAGGCGUUGGGGUCCGUUGUGGCUUAUAUGGCAGCGGCGCGAGCCGAGGCAGGGGAGGAGGGGGGGAGUAUGGCUGGGAGUGCAAUGGAGGGCGAGGGGGAGGUGGAGGAAUAUCGGGCGUUCCAUGAUGUUCUGUGUGGAGAGGGCAGCAAAUUGAAGAUUGGGAAGGACUUGUGCCGCUGGAAAAAUGGAUUUCGUGUCGUCUUCCUGGACAGAGGGCUCUUCCCCGCAGGUACCAUCAAGGGCAUCUGGGAUGCUCCUCCGAGCCUAGGAGGUUUGGACCGAGCCUGCAAGAGGCUUGGGUGCGUUGCGGUGCAGAACAGCGGGAUCAGGGGGAGAGGAAAGAGGGCGGAGCAGCUAGGGGCGCAUGGGCUAGUGGCGUAUGAUUCCUGGAGGCGAAUGUGCAUUCGCAGCUGGAGGGUGGAGCAGCGAGCGGAGCAGGUUCAAAGGAAAUUUAUGUGAAGGUAAUGCAGUGGGAAACGGUGCUAUGGAGUGCGGAGAGGGCAUGGGAUGGGAUGGGGGUUGGAGGAAGGAAAGUGUGCAUGUGCAUUCGUGGCUGGGGGGGCAAGCGGAGCAGGUUCAUAGGAACUUCAUGCGAAGAUAAUGCACCAGGAGAAGGGUGCCUCGGAGUGUGGAGGGGGCAUUGGAUGAGACAAAGGAGGGUGCCUUGUGUGCCGUGCAGUGUGGUGCGGUGGGUGGGGUGGAAGUCUGGCAGCUGAUGGCGAGCCAUGGGCCCAUGGCCCCUCUUCGAGCACUGAUUGGUCAGCUGGAAGAGGAAGGCCUAUGUGCGCCACUUCAUAUUCUUGGCCUUGAUGGGCCACAAUGCACCUGAAUGAGUGCCGGCUGAAAGCUGGCUUGCGCAGAGAGGUCAUUUUUUUUUCCAGUGUUUCUAGAAGCCUAGAAGCACUGCUGUGAUUGUUUAAUGUAAAUCGUUGUAACAGGUAAUAGUGAAAUGAUAACUCACGGUGAGUUGCUAUCCCUGA
Closterium sp. NIES-67 is the source of this 4455-nucleotide messenger RNA. The record is from the annotation of a GenBank genome assembly. NCBI's taxonomy places the organism in Eukaryota, Viridiplantae, Streptophyta, Zygnematophyceae, Desmidiales, Closteriaceae.